AUAAAUCCUAGUUACGAUUUUUCCUCCCCUUCUAAAUUCUGAAUCAGUCCUUUGGAAACAUUCCCUACAACCGUUAGGAUACCUGCAAAGGUGAAAACCCACAGGACGAUGUUUAGUUGCUCCUGAACGCUAGUCAAGAGAACAUUACGUAGUUAUUAUCACACUAAUUACAAGACUAUAUUUGUAUUCUAACUUGACAACGUUUGAAGGUACGUUCUUACUUGAAUGACUUCACGAUUAAUAUUAAUAUCCCUAUCGAAAUAUAUGUAAAUAUAUCAUUUUUAUAACGCGUACAAAAUAUUUGAGCUUCUGAUAUUUUCAGAAGAACGUUAUAAUAAAAUAAAUAUCUAUUGAAAAUGGGUCGAAAGAAAGCUAAACGAGAAGCGCUACAAAAAAACAAAACGAUCGUACCUAUGGAUAUACGAUUCACGUGUCCAGUUUGUAAUCAUGAGAAGUCGUGUGAAGUUAAAAUGGACAGACGUCGAAACACAGCAAGAAUUUCAUGUCGAAUUUGUUUAGAAGAUUUCCAAACCAAUAUUAACAUGUUAUCAGAACCAAUUGAUGUGUACAACGAUUGGACCGACUCCUGUAAUGCUACUAAUCGCACAACAUAGAAAAGUUUGACCUUCUUCCUUUUUUACAUAAUUGACUUGUUGUAUAAACUAUAUAUUUGAUAUGUACCAACGAUCUUUUUUAAUCAUGAAAGCAAUAAUUUUAAUCAAUAAAGUAUGAAUGAUAUUUUAUAAAUAUAUAUAUACAAUUAAUAAAUCUAUGUAAAAUGUUAAUUCAAAGAUACAACUGUUUUGUAGUAAAAAAAAUUGUAAAGAAUAUAAAUAUAUUACUAAUGAGAACUUAAAAACGUUAUUAUAUGAACGAAAUCACAUAACUAUAUCGAACUUUGAUUGAUUUAUAUUUAUACCGAUGCAGUUACACAAAAUUUUAUUAUUAUUCAAUUAAUAGAUCGAUAAAGUAACAUUUUGAAACACGCGCUUGAUCUGACUUUCUCGAGAUAAGAAAUGACGUUACUUUUAGCUACAUACAUACAUUGUUCACCGAUGUUUACCACUUAGCAGUAGAUAAGCAAACGCGCACGUUACGAUAAUAGCCUUUAAACGAAAUUCGAAGCAGUUUAUCUGUAUAGUGCAUAAAUUCUUUUGCUGAAGUACAUGAUAAUUAAUACUUUGCUCUUUUCUUUUACGAAAAGUGAAAAUUGCAUGUAAAAUCGCAACUAAUCUAGUUAAUUAUUUUCGAGCUGCGGUACGAGUAUUUCAUGAACUUGCAUGACGUUCGUUUUGGUCGUCAUCAUCCAAAAAUACCAAAAGACUUUAUCGUAUAAAGAUCGAUUAAUGUGCAACCGUAAAAAUUAAGCUGUUUAACUUAAUAUAAAAUUGUGUUUGACAUCGUUACAAUGGAUAAAA
Molecule: messenger RNA, 1418 nt
Organism: Bombus huntii
Lineage: Eukaryota; Metazoa; Arthropoda; Insecta; Hymenoptera; Apidae
Product: transcription elongation factor 1 homolog
Exons: 2
Coding region: 357-614 (85 amino acids)
Biological process (GO): transcription elongation by RNA polymerase II
Cellular component (GO): transcription elongation factor complex
Molecular function (GO): RNA polymerase II complex binding
Source: RefSeq, a predicted model, not a curated record